Molecule: messenger RNA, 2360 nt
Organism: Anas platyrhynchos (mallard)
Lineage: Eukaryota; Metazoa; Chordata; Aves; Anseriformes; Anatidae
Source: RefSeq, a predicted model, not a curated record
GGAACUCAAAGGUUUUGAGGGGAACAGUGUUAAGUUAGUUUAAGUUUGUGGCCUGUUUUCACUGUAAAAUGAUAAAUUCUAUCUUUGCUGAUACAAAGCAUGCCAAAUGGAAGAAGAGUUCUGCAAGUAUGAUUAGAGUAUAGAGUAUUUGGAGAAUUAAAUAAAAAUAAUGUUUUCAGCAAAGUAACUCUUGUUACAAAAUACUGUGGACACUAGAGUAUUUGUGAAUACCUUUGAAAAUUCAGUUAAUAAUUUACAGAAGCAAUACUUGGAGUCUUCGCAGAUGGUGAAAACUAUUGAUGGAGAUGGCAAUGAAGAUGAGAUUUAAAUGCUGUUUUUUCUUCCUAGUUAUGAUGAAUUCAGGCAAACUCUUUGCAGAAGAUAAAUUUUGUGAUUUGCCACAUAUAGAAAAUGGAAAGAUUGCCCCAUACUAUUAUAAUUUCAAAGGUUACUAUUUUCCUAUGCGUAAAGACAAAAAACUUUCCUAUUCUUGUGUUGCUGGUUAUACAACUGAAACUGGGACUCAAGAAGGAAGAAUAACUUGCACAGCAAAAGGAUGGUCUCCAGUGCCACAGUGCUACAAAAAAUGUAAGAAGCCUCUUUUGGAAAAUGGCUUUUUUUAUGGUACAGAAAUGUCCUUCAAAAUACAUGAGAAACUGCAGUACAAAUGUAAUCUAGGCUACCACACUCCAAAUGGUGGUACCGAGGAUACAGUACAAUGUCAAGCGGAUGGAUGGUCCUCACAGCCAAGCUGUACUAAAAAUUUUGAGUCAUGCCAAGUACCUGAUUUACAUCAUGGCUAUUACUUCACAACCCAGCAAGAGCUUCGAGUGAACGAAACACUGCUAUAUGAAUGUGAUGAGGGAUAUCACACUGCAGGAGGAAACACUACAGAAGAAGCAAGGUGCCUAGCACAUGGGUGGUCCCUUACUCCAAACUGCACUAAAAUAACUUGCCACCCUUUGAGUAGAAUAGAACAUGGAGGUUUCUAUCCUGUGAAGAAAAUCUAUGAAGAGGGAGAUGUUGUUCAUUUUUUCUGUGAGGCAAAUUAUUCUUUCCGUGAAUUUGACCUAAUUCAAUGUUAUUAUUUUGGAUGGUAUCCAGAUCCUCCAGUGUGUGAAGAUGUAAGAAAUAAAUGUCCUCCACCACCACUUCCUCCUCAUGCCCAUGUCACCACAGUUAGGAGAACAUAUCAUAAUGGCGACAAAGUUCGUAUACAGUGUCAAAGUAAAUUUGAAAUAAGAGGAUAUGAGGAAAUUCAGUGUGAAAAAGGAAAAUGGACAUCACCUCCUAUUUGUAUCGGAUCUAUAAAUAAACAGGAAUCUGAGCCAACAUCACUUGAGCUAGAUGCAGCAAUAAGGACAAGCAAAACGUAUCACAGUGAAGAAACGAAAAUGCAGCAGAGCUGUACCUCUCCACCGGUGAUUAAAAACGGUGUUCUUCUUAGCCCCCUAUUGCUUAGCUACAAAAAUGGUUCUUCAGUAGAAUAUGGUUGCCAACUUUACCAUUUUUUGGAUGGACCUACCACUGUUUACUGCAAAGAAGGAAACUGGACAGAACAACCGACUUGCUUAGAUCCAUGUGUUCUUAAUGCAACUACUCUAAACAAUAACAACCUAGAGUUAAAAUGGAGACAGGAAGAAUUAAUGUUCCUACAUGGUGACCUCAUAGAGUUUGAAUGUAAAGAGGGAUAUGAUUUUCCCCAGACUACCCUUCCAUCUCCUGGGAGGACGCAGUGUAACCAUGGGAGACUGAAAUACCCAAAAUGUGUUGUUAAAGCUCCGAUGGAAAAAUGUGACUCUCCACCUCCUAUUGCAAAUGGAGCUCUUAAACUCCCACCCCUGGCCCAGUAUGAGAGUGGUUCUUCAGUUCAGUAUAGUUGCUAUGACUAUCAUUUCAUGCAAGGAUCUGAGAGAAUCUACUGUUCUGCAGGCCAGUGGACCUCACCACCAGUUUGUAUAGAGCCAUGCACUUUGUCAAAAAAUGAAAUGGAGAAAAAUAAUGUUCUGCUGGAAGGGUUUUAUGAGAACCAAGUUUACUUCUACCAUGGGGAUUAUGUUGGAUUUUACUGCAAACAGAACCAUUUUGGAGAAGAAUCUGGUACAACUUUAUUUCAAGUGCAGUGUAAGAGAGGCCAGCUAGCGUAUCCAAGAUGUGUCGAAAGAGGAAAAUAAGUGUGAACUUCAGGAAAUUUCAUAGGAAAGGAUUGCUUUGACACUUGCACGUUUAUACUCCUGGGACUCUGGCCUGUGAGAAUGUUGCACGGCUGCAGAUCCAAUGAAAAUUCAGGAAGACAGAACAUGCUUGCCUCAUGUCAAUUUUGUAAAAUAAACACAAAAAUGCACAGUGAUCUCCUGUCA